AUGGGUAACUGCUUCAUCAUAGGACCGACACAAUUAUGGCCCAUUAUGAUGCAGCUUCACGAGCUACCGGAGGAGCCUAUAAUGGUGUUAGGUAUUUUCUGUGGCUCGUCGAAACCAGACAACGUAGAAGAUUAUUUGCGUCCUCUAGUGAGCGAUUUAAAUAACAUUCUGGAAACCGGAAUCAUCAUCCACAGCGAAAAGAUUACCAUAAGCCUCAGAGCCAUCAUAGCUGAUACUCCUGCUCGAGCGUUUAUUAAAGGAGUGGCCUAUUUCAACGCUGCAAAUGGCUGUAUUAAGUGUAAAAUUGUGGGUCGACAUGACAAACGUACUCGCAGAAUGAUUUUUGAAGGCGUAGCAGCUAAAAGGACCGAUGCAGAGUUUAGAAGCGGGCAAUACGCUAUUGGGCAUCAAAGGCGACCUACACCUAUAGCGGAUAUUACAGGUUUAGACAUUAUUAAGCACAUACCUGUAUCGGACGACCUCCACCUACUACAUUCCGGAUUCAUGAAGUUAUUCGUG
This is a messenger RNA of Anopheles stephensi (Asian malaria mosquito), 519 nucleotides long. RefSeq lists its product as uncharacterized. The record is from RefSeq and is a predicted model, not a curated record. The annotation marks the transcript as partial. NCBI's taxonomy places the organism in Eukaryota, Metazoa, Arthropoda, Insecta, Diptera, Culicidae. The transcript has 2 exons.